This is a messenger RNA of Colletotrichum godetiae, 590 nucleotides long. Its product is annotated as Scytalone dehydratase. Gene Ontology annotation, molecular function: scytalone dehydratase activity. Gene Ontology annotation, biological process: melanin metabolic process. The record is from RefSeq and is a predicted model, not a curated record. Bases 1 to 519 code for a protein of 172 amino acids. NCBI's taxonomy places the organism in Eukaryota, Fungi, Ascomycota, Sordariomycetes, Glomerellales, Glomerellaceae. The transcript has 3 exons.
AUGACGUCUUCUGCAAACAUUACUUUCGAUGACUACCUCGGGUUAAAUGCAUGUCUCUACGAGUGGGCAGACAGCUACGACACAAAAGACUGGGAUCGUCUUCGCAAGUGUGUCGCCCCUACCCUCCGCAUCGACUACCCCUUCCUUAACAAGAUCUGGGAAGCCAUGCCCGCAGAAGACUAUGUCGCCAUGAUGAGCAGCAAGCCCAUGCUCGGCAGCCCCCUCCUCAAGACGCAACACCUUGUCGGCGCAAGCCGCUGGGAAAAGAUCUCAGACACCGAGGUAGUGGGCCAUCAUCAGCUGCGAGUCCCGCAUCAAAAGUACACCGACGAGACGUUCAAACAAGUUGCCGUCAAGGGGCAUGCGCAUAGUAGCAAUAAGCACUGGUAUAGAAAGGUCGACGGCGUGUGGAAGUUUGCGGGGCUGAGUCCCAGGAUGCACUGGUCCGAGUAUGAUUUCGAGGCGGUAGCUGCUGAGGGGCGUGAUUCGCUUUUAGCUGGGACGGAGAGGGAUGCAUGAUGGGUGAGAGCAGUGCGAGGUCUUUGGAAUGCUUGCAAGGUUGUUUGGCAGUUUUCAGGAACGAGUUUGCG